Triticum aestivum (bread wheat) is the source of this 972-nucleotide messenger RNA. RefSeq names its product flavonoid 3',5'-hydroxylase-like. The record is from RefSeq and is a predicted model, not a curated record. The coding region runs from base 164 to 448 and encodes 94 amino acids. Lineage: Eukaryota; Viridiplantae; Streptophyta; Magnoliopsida; Poales; Poaceae. The transcript has a single exon.
UCCCAAGUGAGAAAGGAGAGAAGAAAAAGGAACGGAAGAAACCCAACCCAUCGAUCUCCCUAAGAUAGAGUGGUCGUAGUUGCCUUGGCGAGAGGAAGAGAGGGGGGCCACCGGCCCAAGAGCUGCGGUCAGGAACGAGGACGAGUCCAGUAGCUACAAGGAGAUGACCGUGUCGCUCCUGACCGGCACGGGGCAGUUCAACAUCAGCGACCUCGUGUCGACACUGUCGUGGCUAGACCUACAGGGAGUGCAGGCCAAGCUGCGCCGGGUGCACCGCCAGUUCGACGGGCUCAUCACGAAGCUGCUGGUGGAGCACCCGGCAAUGGCCGAGGAGCACGCCUGGGAGGAGGGCCGGCUGGACUUCGUGGACAGGCUCCGGUUGGUGGCCUGGAGCAGGCCGGGGCGAGGCGGUCAACUGGAGCCGCGAGCAGAGGCGAAGCGAGGGUGAGCGGCGCGUGAUUGGCCGGACCUAUGGGGGGGCAUGCCGCUGGUGGCGGAGGCUGUGUGCGGGGCCGUCCGAAUCGGGUCGGAGAAGAGGCUACUGGCCGGAUCCGGAGCGGCCCGACGGUUGGGGCGGGAUGGCCAGAUCAGACCCACGACAGAGGAGCUUCCAUGGCGUCUCUGGGUUCCUUGUCGAUAAAGGGUACUGCCCUGGCUCUGGUCAGCCACAACGGUCGCGCGCACUCCAGGAGAGUGAAGUGCACCAUCGGCGCAACACAUGUAGAAGAGGAGGAGGAGCAGCAAUGGGUGAUACUUUGAUAGUGGCUGGAGAAGAGGAGGAGGAGCAGCGUUGAGUGAGAAGGAGGAGUGGCGAUGUGGAUAAGGCACGCAGAUCGGCAGAUGCAUGAGAAGGAGUGGCGCUGGCCGGUCGGUGCUUUUUUUCUUUAAUGAAACCAAAUGGAAUUGGUCUUGUACCGGCUAGAAGCUCCUGGAUGCAUGCGUGCGAUUUUUUUUCAAAACUAUGAUGUAUUU